CUACACCAUCAUCUCAUAAAAAUCUUUUUCUCAUUAAAAAAAAAUUAUAUCAACAGUCUUCUCGAAAAGGUAAGAAAAAACAUGGCUCAAUACGGCGGCGGCGACUAUGGGAGGCAGACCGAUGAGUACGGGAGGCAGACCGACGAGUACGGCAACCCAAUCCAGCGUGGUGGAGAGGCCGGCCAGUACGGCGCCGGCACCGGCGGAGGAAUCGGGACUGAACAGUACGGCGCCAUCGGGUCGGAUCCAUAUGGCGGCACCACCACCGGCACUGGCGGAGCGUAUGGGACUCACGGAGGAGGGAUGGCCACCGGGAUGGCGGCCGGCGGCGGCGGCUUGGGCGGCCACCACCGCCGCUCUGGGAGUUCCAGCAGCUCGUCUGAGGAUGACGGAAUGGGCGGGAGGAGGAAGAAAGGGAUAAAGGAGAAGAUAAAGGAGAAGUUGCCCGGCGGUCACAAGGAGGGGCAGGUUGAUCAGCCGAGUGGUGGUUAUGGGUACGAAGAGCAUCAUGAGAAGAAGGGUAUGAUGGACAAAAUUAAGGAGAAGAUGCCAGGUGGCGGCCACCACUAGAAUAUACAUAGCUGUUGUAUGGUCUGUUGCGUGCAUGCAUAGUUGGUAUGAAUAAACACGCAUAGUAUGAUUUGCGCGUGUUGUGUGGUUUGGGUUCGGUUUGUGUUAAUUUUGAUUUUGGUUUCGUUGUGCGUCUCCCUUCUUCUACAGAAGGAGAAGAUAGUACGCCUUGUGUUGUAUUGUAUUGUAUUGUUCUUUUAAUGUUUGUUUAAUGCACAUAUGUCAUGUCAAAGUAUAUAUGAUUCAGUUUGUUUUGGAAUUUGGAUGAUCCUCUAUUCCUCGCUUGUGUGUCUUAUCUUUUAGUAGAAAACUCAAUUGCAAUCAUAGCACACCAAUAGAACAGCAAAACAUAAAUAAAAGGAAUAAAAACC
Messenger RNA from Striga asiatica, 941 nucleotides. NCBI's taxonomy places the organism in Eukaryota, Viridiplantae, Streptophyta, Magnoliopsida, Lamiales, Orobanchaceae. The record is from the annotation of a GenBank genome assembly.